CCAGCUGUCAUCAGCCACCUCGCCCCUUCCCCGCCAAAUUUGGGCUCCGCACCCCCGCGAACCCCUCGCCGCCGCUCGCGCGCCUCCGGUACUAAGGGCACGCGCGCAAUGGCGCGUCCGCCCGUGCUGCAGCUCCCCGUCGCCCCCCUCUCGCCCACCCUCCCCUUCGCUCGCGAUGGGGUCCGCGGCGUCGACCGACAGGGCCGAGCGGCGGAGGCGGGACCGGGCGCCGGGGCACAGCGGGGCCCCCGAUCCCCCGGCGGCGCCUCCGCAGGAUCCUUCGGUUCCUGCCUCGGCAUCGGAGGCGGAUGUGAGCAGAAACGGGUGUAAGGUGGCGCCAGAGCCCAACGACGGGGAAGAGACGGCGCCGCUGCCGGGAUCCCCCAGCUUCCGGAUCUACUGCCAGAAGGCGGCCCAAGUCGACGCUCUGGUGGCCGAGGCCGACGAUGAAAACGCGGACGGCGACCACGGCGACGAAUUCGCCAGUGCUACUACGGACACGAUCAUGAAGAACGAUCCUCCACAAUGCUCCGGCGAGUUGCCCAAAUGUAAGGAGGGGUGGCUGAAGGUCAGAGGCCAGACGGCCGUCGGCGCGCUGUACAGCUUUAUCGCCUGUCACAGCAAGAGAAAUUCAGCUCCUCCUCCUCAUCCUCCUGCUGCAAAAACUCCCCGCCGUCCCGGUGCCGCUCCACCAGCUGCUGUUGCUGCAGAGCCCUAUCUCUGACCAGACAAUGCUUGCGUUCUUCACAGUUUAUGUGUCAGCAUGUAAAAUGUGGAUGAUUCAGUCACCUCCGAUGACGCUUUGCGGCGUUAAUUUUCUGUACUUAAUCUUGGUUGUUGUUUGUGAGCUAACCCUGCAUAUGAGCAACUGGUCUCGCGGAGCGCCAGUAUGCGAGUGCUCCUUUUGUUCAUUAGAGAAGGAUUACUGGUUAGUGUUGCAGAAAAAUGGAUAAGCAUACUGGUUUGGAAACUGUU
Messenger RNA from Aegilops tauschii subsp. strangulata, 975 nucleotides. RefSeq lists its product as uncharacterized. Lineage: Eukaryota; Viridiplantae; Streptophyta; Magnoliopsida; Poales; Poaceae. The record is from RefSeq and is a predicted model, not a curated record.